AUGCAAUGUGAUGAACCAAUCAACUUUCUGCACCUUUCAACUGCUGUCAAGAUCUUCUGUGGUAGCUCUAUCAAGCUGGAUAUGCUCCCUCAUGUGGAGAUGCUGCUUCAAGAGUACUUGCUCAAGUACAAAAGGUUGUAUUGUGUUGAUGCCCUGAAACCAAACUUUCAUUGGGCAGUUCAUCUUAGGCAACAGAUCCUUGACUAUGGACCAGUCUACAACUUUUGGGCCUUUCUCUCUGAGCAUCUCAACAAAGUCCUCAAGAGUUCAAACUCAAACAACUGGACUGGGGGGCAGAUUGAGAUUUCGAUGAUGAGGAAGUUUGCGCAUGGUGCUCAGAUAGAUUCUCUGGCUUGUGAUGCAAUAGCAAAUGCUGAAAGUCUGAUUGUCAAGAUGCUUCUAGAACACAUGCUUGGUGAUGGCCACAAGGCCUCUGGAACAAUCCAGGAUGCUGCCACUGGGACAGGCUUUGACAGUACAUUUCAUGUCAUCCAUUUUCUUACAAACUCGCUGAUUUUUGACUUCUCAUUAGACGAUGCAGCUCAAGUUGCAUUAUAUACUCACUAUAACUCACAACAACCCCACAGUGUUCAUUAUGCACUUGAAGCAAAUCCCCGUCCAGGUUCAUCUCAACUCAACGACUUUGCAUUGUACUAUCAGUUCACACUUCUAGAUGGACGUCGGAUCUCACCAUUGGCAAGAAGCACUCAAGAGUCUGCCAGAUCAUCUCUCAUCAAGGUCACAUACAUGGAUAAGUCAUGGUACGGUGAAGUAAUCAACAUCUUCAGUCACAUACAGUUGGGGAUAGCAAACGGAACUCGGCUUCUCACUGAACUCAGGUGGAUGAUAGAGUUACUGCUGGUGCCCAUUGAAGAUGAUCCAUGGAGCAAGUUUCCCAAGCUUGACAUUAUGUGUUUUAAACUAAAUGAAUACUGGAGCCCAGGCAAAGAUGGAGCUCCCCCUACUGUUCUUCCAUUCGAUCAAAUUACAAGCCAGAUCGCUCAUGGAAUCAUCAAGACCAGUAAUCCAGAGUUGUGGAUAACAACAACACUUGACCGGGUAUGUCCAAAAUGUUCUCUAUCAUACAAUGAUUGA
This is a messenger RNA of Suillus subaureus, 1095 nucleotides long. RefSeq lists its product as uncharacterized. NCBI's taxonomy places the organism in Eukaryota, Fungi, Basidiomycota, Agaricomycetes, Boletales, Suillaceae. The coding region runs from base 1 to 1095 and encodes 364 amino acids. The record is from RefSeq and is a predicted model, not a curated record. The transcript has 5 exons.